AUGUUGGGCAGCGGUGCCGCUGGUCGACCCCGGGGUACUCACCUGUCGGUCGGCCUGUCUCCUGGAAGCAGCCGCGGGGUCUCAGCUCAUUCUACUGGGGAGACUCCGUCGGGAAGCGCUGCUCUACCUGUCCAGGUGUAUCAGGAAGUACCGUCGUCAUCAGCGUCAUCAUCUCCGGGGAACCGCAGCAUGCUGAACAUUAACGAGCAGCGGAGCCUCAGACUGAGUCAGACAUGCACCAGAUCCCCAGAGACCAUGGAGGAACCAGCCAAUCAAGAGCCCGGGGAACCAGCCAAUCAGCAGCCCGGGGAACCAGCCACCCAGCAGCCAGGUGAACCAGCCAAUCAGCAGCCCGGGGAACCAGCCAAUCAGCAGCCCGGGGAACCAGCCACCCAGCAGCCAGGUGAACCAGCCAAUCAAAUCGAUUGUGUUUUAUUUAGACCGGGCCUGAGCUCCGGAGUGUUUGUUUCUACCGGAGACCCUCUGCAGGAGUCGGUUUAUUCCAGCAGGGGGCAGUACGAGGACCUCCCCUCCUCGUCCAGACCGCGGCCUGUAGGGGGAAGCACAGGUGCACAGCUGCACCACCUUACCCAGGUGGGUUUGUCCAGUCAGAUCGCAGCGUUUCCCGGCGUGGGUCGCAGCGUGUCCGGGCCCACUGGCUCCAGCUGGAACCAGCAGCACUCGGACCAGGACCUGUCCAGACCCGGAGCCAGCAGAGAGAGCGUGCUGUCAUUUCCCGAGUUCUCCUCCUCAGUUUUCCAGAUGUCGAGCUCGUCGCUGCGGGAUGCGUCGGCUCCGCCCCUCCUGAUGACAUCACCGCCACCGGAGUACCCCCCAGAGGACGCAUCCCCCUCCGCCCACACCUCCGCCUCGCUCAUAAAGGCCAUCAGGGAAGAGCUGCGCCGCCUGGCCCAGAAACAGGUCUCCGUUACCAGCUAUCCUUAGACUGGUCUGGACCAGUUCGGAACUGGAACCCCAGGAGCAAAAUCCCCUAACACUAACUGACCCACAUCUGGAGCUGAUCCACAAUUCUGGAGCUGAUCCACAUCUGGAGCUUAUCUCUACUCUGGAAAUGAUCCACAUCUGGAGCUGAUCCACAUCUGUGUUGCUAAACUCAAAUGACUUUGUACCUCUCUCCAUGUCUGAAAAACAAAAAGAGAGACAGGUCUCCUGACUGAAAGACCUCCGGUUACUUACAGGGUCCGUCUGUGUGUCCGUCACCUCCAUCAGUGGCAUUCCUAACCUCCCUGCUGGUGUUCCUCGGGACCUUCAGGGGCAUUUCUUUAAUCAUCCGUCCUGGAUUAGGAUUGUUUCCUUUAAACCUGGACCAGGUCUCAUUUCCAGGUGAAUCUUCUUGGAGUAAAGUUCUGGAUCUAAUUCCUGUCGAAGGUUUGGAGACGCAACUCAUCCCUAAAAAUCUGGAUGGAAUCAUCUCUUUAUCUUCUCUUCUCAGGCUACAUUUACACUGCUACGUUUCCCCCUCUCAUGCUCUGGCAUUUCCCCCUCUCAUUCCCCCUGCUCUGGGGUUUCUCCUUCCCA
Molecule: messenger RNA, 1539 nt
Organism: Etheostoma cragini (Arkansas darter)
Lineage: Eukaryota; Metazoa; Chordata; Actinopteri; Perciformes; Percidae
Product: calcium-binding protein P-like
Exons: 5
Coding region: 1-945 (314 amino acids)
Source: RefSeq, a predicted model, not a curated record